Messenger RNA from Archocentrus centrarchus (flier cichlid), 8296 nucleotides. It is a transcript of the gene tmem71, whose product is annotated as transmembrane protein 71. NCBI's taxonomy places the organism in Eukaryota, Metazoa, Chordata, Actinopteri, Cichliformes, Cichlidae. The transcript has 11 exons. The record is from RefSeq and is a predicted model, not a curated record. Bases 254 to 1204 code for a protein of 316 amino acids.
CUGAGUGACAGCUGCAGGCUUGUUUUUAUCCUCCCGGAGACGAAAUUUAAAGGUUCUCAAAGUCCAGAAGAAAAGAACAAAGAAGAAAACCGAAAAGGCUUUAAAGGACCGGAAGAAGGUUUUUCCUGCACUUCCGGGGAAGAAAGGCGGAGAGUGAUCGUUUGCCCUCAGGCUGCGUCUCUGCAGGAUGUGAGAGAAGAACCGCAGCAGAGAACGAAGAGCGAGUUUUUAAAGAUCGACGGACGGGACAAACAUGGCUCUGUUCUUCUCCGGCGCCGUCACAAGUUCUCCAGUCAAGCGAAGGCUGAGGAGCAGUCACUGUCAGAGCCUCGAUGUGUCUCUGCUCUCUCCUGACUCCUCCUACGUCUGUUACACCUCGGCGGACGGAGGCGAGCCCUGCAGCUACCGCCGCUCGCCACGCCUUCUCACCAACGGAUACUAUGAUGUCACUGAGGACAGCUUCUCCUGGGACGACGAGGGAAACGUGUCGCUGACGCCCUGCAAAACCAGCGUCUCUUACAAGGAGAACCUGUACAGGGUUUUCCGGCGCAGACGGCGGCCUCGCAGCUCGCUGGUUCGCCUGCUGAGCGACGUCAGGGAGAGCUGCCAGUCGUGGCUCGAUGAGAAAGUCUUCAGAGGUGUUUUUGGAACAGUCUGCAGCCAGGACCGGAAGCAGGAUGUAGACCUGGACCGGGACCAUGAGCUGGACUGGUCCGGGAGCAGCCCCGAUGGCCCGGCCGCUCUGGACGAGUCCUGGUCUCCGCUCAACAGCACCGAGGUGGACGAGAGCCGCGGCUUCACGUACGACCCCACUGAUGUCCCGCCUCCUCCUGACAAAGAAGCCCCGCCCCCAAACAUGCUGAUCCAUGAGGACAUUUGUUCUGAGAUCUGUCAAUCAAAGGAGCGCUUCACCCAGUCGCUGGGCAGCCUCUCUGAAGUCCUGCCUCCUUCACCUUUCUACACCAAUACCUGCUGCUGUCAGGUGUCACCUGAGCACACAGGGUUAACGAUGAAGGCCCUCCUCCUCCUCGUCUUCACCGUCUUCAUCGUCACGGCUCUGUGCUCAGGGUGUUUGUGGUGGAGCGCCUCUGUGACAUCAGCUGUGUUCAUGAUGAUCGCAACAUUUAUGCUCCUGACGAAGUCGGGCCCGCUGGGCGAGUGGAGGCGAGCAAAGACGGAGGACAUCACAUCGAGAAACGAGUAAAGAAAAGCGUCAGGAGGAAGAGAAGAGGGAGAAGAGGUCGGACGGGACCGAGCAGAAACGUAUACUCAUUAUUAUUUCAUUUAAUGUUUGCAUGCAAGGUGCACAAAAUAAUCUGAGCUCCGGAAAACGUUUGACAGCGAACACUUCUGCUUUUGAAGCAUUUCUGCGCUCGAAAUCCAGAUUUAGCACAGAGCAGACCGACUGCGCUUUAAACCGUAUGUUUGAUUCUGCAGCUAAACACAUGUUGUUGCUGCUGUUGAAGGAGCUCAGUGGCACAUGUUAGCGUAGCUUAGCAGCUCAGAAAGCUGAAAAACUAAAUGUACCUGAUGUAUUUUUAGCACUUCUUUCUCUGGUUUGUAGCUGACCUUGGCUUCUUUGAGCGUUCCAAUGUGACCAAACUUCAGACAUUUAACGUCUGCAAAACAAAUUCAGGGUUAAAGGGCAAAAAAAAAAGAUUUUAAAAUAAGAGCUGUGACUUUUUUUCUAAAAACCAAAUGCACAAAAAUCACCUGGAGGUUAUAAAAGUGCAAUUUUCCUUCAGGGGAAACAGAUUGAAGAGUUUUACUCCAAAAUAAAACAUCCACAAACACAGAGCAGGAGGAUUUUCACAUUAAAGGGGCAUCAGCUCAGAAUUUAUUGUGAAAAUCUGAUGGUUUCCUGGUAAUCCACCAUACUCCCAAACAAUAACUUUACGAAUCUUCUCAGGACCGUUUAGAACAUCCUGAUAUAGAGGAGGACGGAGGAGGAAUUGUUCAAGUAUUUAAGGAAGGUCCUUAAAUACUCAGUCUCCUCAAACCUGAGCAAGAACUCCUAAAUCUUCCCUAAACACCGGAGCUACUGCCUUUAUAUCUUCCCAAACUUCCUUAGACAAGAACCUCCUCAUUGGAUCCCAGAGUAGGUUUCCACUGGUUUAAGAUGCAUUUGGUCAUUUCCAGGCCACUACUAACCAUGUGAGGUUAUUAAAUUAGGGAACUAUUCCUUUAAUUUGCAAUGAAGCCUGUGAAUCUUUGUGUAUCUUUGUGAGGAACUUUUUCUCUGCAGCAUUUUGUGGUAACACUCUUCAGCUGUGAAGUGCCUUCAAUCAGCCAGCAGUGCUCAAACGCUGAGUAUCAAUUAUAAUAAAGAGAUGCUGCUGAAACGCCAGACCUGUCGAUCUAAGUUUGGGCUCUGAGUGGGUUCAUUCACUCUGUUUACUUGGCUGCUUCUUGGGAGUCUUAGUUGUGGCCUAAUGGUACAAAUGUAAUCAGAGCAGGUCUGCGCGAAGGUUCAAACACAUUUAAACCUCUUUUUUUUUUAAGGAAAUUUGUCGUUUUAAGGAGCAAUAAUUCUGGGAAAUGGAAGAAACUCAACAGUGAGCUGGGAGAACGUUUGUGGAUCUGGGAGCGAGUCUUUAAGGUCACAAUCAAAGGGGAACAAAAGCAGAGAUGGAAAGUGAAGUGAUUCCUCCUGGAGGAAAAAAGGAAGCUUUAUGGAGAUAAAACCAAGUACUGGAACGCUUCGAGGCGUUUUACUUUUUAAAAACGUAAUCACGUUUGGGCCUCAAACUACGCCAAGAGUGGAGAAGGAGACGAUCUGUGUGUCGGCUCCUCCGGCAGCACAGAUCAGCUCCUCCUGUGGGAAAUGUUUGUGUGAUAAAGUUUGUGGAAACCAACCAGAGGAGCAGAGACAUGUUUAAAUCUUCAUGCUGCGGAUCAUCUGAUGCCUACAGGAUAACGUGUGACCAUCAUGCUGUGGUUGAGUCACACUGGUCUGUCGGUUAAAGUAGUUAAACACAAAUUUAAGGUGGAGAUCCACACCUGGAACGUUCUAAUAUGAUGCGACUUUUCCUGUCAUAAAGAUGGAAAUCUUUUCCAUCACUAACAUCCUUCUCGUGGGACGUGAGAGCAGCAUCGAAUCUGCAGCAUGAAGGGUUAAAACGGUCACACCAGGUCAGACAUGCAGAAACUCCCCCAAGAACCUGUUGUCCACGUUACUUUGGGGGCUAAAUCUGAUCAGCCAGCUGUUAGCCACCAUCUCAUAAUGUGGUUGAAAGAAGAAAACAAAAAAACCUAUCUACCGAGACAUUUUCUAUUGACGAGAGUUUUGGUAUUGCCAAAUCUAAAAGCUGGUUAAAUAUGGAUAAAAAGUAAAAAUCAGCAAGUCGUUUCAAUUUUUUGUUAGGUGUCUUUUUCCAGUCUUUUCUGGUUUUACUUCAGUCAGUUCUCAAAGUUUCUUACAAGUCUGGAAAAGUCUUUUAUAACUAUUUUUUUCCACUGUGUGGGACAUUAAUUUAAAUGAAAAAGAUUUAAAUUAACACCGUGACAGUUGAGUUAACAACUAGCAUGCUUGCUAGCCAGUAUGCACUAAUGCUAGCCCAACUCUUUUUAAUUGAUUUUAUUCAAUAACAAAAGUUAAAAUUGCAUUAAAAAGGAGGUUUCACCUGCUUGCUAGCUUUAUAACAGUCUUUAUGGUGGUUUCCAUCCAGAGAUUUUUUUUUUUUAACCUUAUCUUUAAAAAAAAUAAAAAAAUAGAAACUCGGUGCAAUCAAAACAGAAUCGAGUAAAUCAAGAUGUAAAUGAAAAUUGAAGGGACGGCGUACAACACUUCAGUGUUUAACCAUGUCCUGAAGAUAUCAUGUUAGCUGUUAGCUUGUUAUACUUUCUAGGAUUAAUAACAAUCCGGUCUUUAAGUCUGACGUCAUUUCUGGGUCCAAAUGCUCCUAAAUAAACAGAAAAGGCAUAACCAGUGACUGUUCACUAUUAAAGAAGACUGUUAUUACUAUUAUUAAUUCUUUAUUUAUGCAGGAAAAUCUCUUGAGACUUAUUGUCUCAUUUACAAGAGAGACCUGUAGCAUUCUUUAUCAACUGCAGCCUUUUCCACUUCUCUUUCUCGUGGCUAAAAUCACAGCUGAGUGUGCUUUUUUUUUUUUAGUCAGAUCGGUUAAAACAACCAGGGACACAGCAUUGCAGCAUAUUGAUCACCUGACAGUUUGGACCUGGAAAUGGAAUUCUACGUCAUCACUUAACAACCAGAUUUAAAUAUUGAUAAAAUCUUUAUAAAACUGUAGUGUGCCAUUAUUCAUAUUUUCUUUGCUGAUUUUCUCAAAGGUUCACAGAAUCUUGUACCAAAUUUUGAUGGAAACCCAGCUAUAAACUAGUUAGUUAAAUUGCUAAUGAGAAAAUAAAGUUAUAAUGUUCAUCAAGUGAAUAAGCUAUGCUAGCGUCCUCAAUUUUGGCUAAUCAAAGUUCAUCACUAUUUAAGGGGCACAUAUCAUGCUUUUAAAUCCUUCCUUUUCAUAUGUAAAUCAUUCAUUUGUGGUCUAUAUAAAGUAGAACUGCAAUGCUUUGGUCUGAAUUCCUCAUUAUUGUAGCUCCACACACCCCUCUUUCACACCUUUUCUGAGGCGCGUCUUAGAGCAGCUCAUUUUGGUGCGCUCUCUACUGAUGUGCGAUACCGCAUCAAUCCGAUACCAAGUAACUACAGGGCCGGUAUCACAGAUACUAUUACCGAUACUCAUACUUUUUAAAAACUAUGAAGAAUAAGAAUUGUUGAACAAUGUGCUGUGUGGCAUAACUGAGCUUGGACUACAAAAUUGCUGCGAGAAAAAAGUGGUGGAUUCACAAAAAGCAAAUACUGUGACGUAAUAGACAAGAAAGCAUAACAAGGAAUAGAGAAAAUGGAACAGACUGAAAAAUAUGACCCAAAAAGAAUAUAAAGAUAUCUACGCAGCACCAGGACAGAAUGCAUUUAAAUUUCUUUACUUUACUUUAUUCAUUUUUAAAGCACUUUAAAAACAGAAACUGCAACAAAGUGCUGUACAAUAAAAUAAGAAAACACCAAGAGCAGAAACAAAAACAAUAAAAACAGACAAUAAGAAUCUCAUUGUGUAUUAAAAGCCAAAGAAUAAAAAUGCGUCUUAAGAAGGGUUUUAAAAGCUGACAGUGAAGGGGCACUCCUAAUGUGUAAUGGCAGGUCAUUCCAUAACUUAGGGGCAACAAUACUAAAAGCUCUAUCUCCUCUGUGCUUCAAUUUUGACCUCGGUACCUCUAGGAACAGCUGAUCAGCUGAUCUGAGGCAGCGAGUUGGGCGAUGUGGAUUAAGUAGCUCAGAGAGAUAGGAUGGAGCCAGCACAUGCAAACAUUUAAAUACAAGUAAAAGAAUUUUAAACUGAAUUCUAAAACAUACAGGCAGCCAAUGUAGAGAAGCCAAGAUAGGAGUAACAUGCUCCCUCCUCCUAACCCCAGUCAGAAGCCGAGCAGCAGCAUUCUGAACUAACUGGAGGCGCUUAAGGGAGGACUGGCUAAUUCCAAAGUAAAGAGCAUUACAAUAAUCAAGCCUAGUUGUAAUAAAGGCAUGAAUCACCAUUUCAAAAUGCUGCUUUAAAAGAAUUGGCUUAACCUUUGCUAACUGUCGUAAAUGAUAAAAACAAGACUGAACCACUGCUCCAACCUGGCGGUCUAAUUUCAGAUCUGUAUCAAUUUUAAAGCCCAGGUUAGAAACAGUCUGCUUCAAAUAGGACGCCAGAGGCCCCAGGUCAAUUAUAGAUGUAUCAUGUGCACUACUCGGACUAAACACCAUCACUUCUGUUUUUUUAUCAUUAAAGUUAAGAAAGUUUAAGGCCAUCCACGCUUUGAUGUCCUCAAGACAUCGCAAUAAUGACUCGAUCGAGAGGGCACCUUUCUUUAGGGGCAAAUAUAUUUGACUGUCGUCAGCAUAGCAGUGGAAAGAAAUCCCAUGCUUUCUGAGUAUUGAGCCCAAAGGAAGCAGAUAAAGAGAGAAAAGUAGUGGCCCAAGGACUGAGCCCUGUGGAACCCCGCAAAGUACAGGAGCGGAUAAGGAUUCAGCAUCAGCAAUUUUUACUGACAUGGUUCUGCCGGACAAGUAAGACCGAAACCAUUUUAAUACAGUACCACAAAAACCAAGUUGGGUUUGUAAACGAGAUAAUAAAAUACUGUGGUCUACCGUAUCAAAAGCAGCGGUUAGGUCAAGGAGAACAAGGACAACAUAGUCACCAGAAUCAGUAGCCCUAAAUAUAUCAUUCAGGACUCUCACCAAGGCCGACUCCGUGCUAUGCUGGGAUUUAAAACCAGAUUGAAAAACCUCCAUAAUAUUUUGUUCAUCCAAAAAGGGCUUGAUCUGGGAAAGGACGAUUUUCUCUAAUAGUUUAGAAAUAAAAGGCAGUUUAGAAAUGGGUCUAAAAUUUGCCAAGACACUCUGGUCAAGGCUGGGUUUCUUAAGAAAUGGCUGCACCACUGCAUGCUUAAAGCUUGCAGGAACAGCACCUGACAACAAGCUACUAUUUACAAUAGUAAGAAUGGACUGACCAACAGUAGAAAAGGCUUCCUUAAGAAAAUGAGGAGGAAUAGAAUCACGAGGCGAGCCUGAUGGCUUAAUAUGUUCAACUAUAUCCUGUAAGAAGGUCAGAUCCACAGGUUCAAAUUUAUCUAACACAGCUGAACAAGAAGCCAUACAAGAAGGGUCAUUUGCAGGUGGCAAAGUAGGGGUUCUUACAGUAGCAACCUUGUCUAUAAAAAAUUUCAUAAAGUCUUUACAUGUAUUAGAACAAACUUCCAGAGGAAGAACUUGUGAGACAUUAAAAACAGAGUCAAUCGUUUUGAACAAUACAUGCGAGUUAUUUUGAUAAGACACAAUAAUUUUGGAGAGAUGAUCUCUUUUAGCGUCCUUAAUGGCGUUCUGGUAAUGACACCAACAGUUCCUAAGAAACUGCAAAGAGGCCCGCAAUUUAUCGUUUUUCCAUUGUCGUUCUGCUCUGCGACAUAUUCGCUUGGCAGCGCGAACUUUAUCAUUAAACCAAGGCUCAGGUUUAACUUUGGACUGCAUGAGUUUCAUAGGGGCCACCAUGUCCAAAAUACUCUUACAAGAUGCAUCUAACCAAAGACUUAGUUGCUCUGUAUCUAAGUGUAUCAUUUAAAUUUCCUGCACUGCUACACACUCAAAGUGCACAAAAAACUGUAUUUAAGGGCUAAAACAGUGGAUUUUGCAUAUGUCUCCUUUAAAACUUUUAGUAUAUUGACUUGCUGUUAAUUACUACCAGCACAAUUAAAUUUAAAAUGAACAAGUGUAACAGUUUAAUGGUGUUCAGUGCUGGUGUGACCGAACCUUAAAAGGUUAAUUAUUUCUCCGUCUGUAUGAAUCGGGAGUUACUGUUUAUAUUCAACUCAAAGUGCCAAAUUUGGUUAAAGAUAACAUUUCAGGUGAUGUAUUACCAUAUGUAUUUUAUCAAUGAAUAAAAAAAUCUAUAUGUUGUACUAAUAUUUUUAAUAAUCCUCUACUUGACUUUAUAUUUAAAGCUGGACUCAAUCAUUUUUGUAUAAAAACAAUGGAUCAAAUGAAUCUGUGUAAUGUGAAAGGUUCUGAUGUAACCUUUCAAACACCAGCUGUACAACACUUUUUAGCCCCUUUUAAAUCCUAGUUUUUGGCUUCAUGGUCAGAAAUCUGCAUUUUCCUGGUGUUGGAGGAGACCAAACCAGAGCUAAAAUCCCUGCAGCUUUAAAUAAAGUUCAAUGUGGAUCAAGUUUUUUUUUUUUUUUUUAAAUAAUUGUCUUCUAAAUAAAUUUAGAGUAAAAGAUAGAAAACUCCUGCGGGGGGGCAUUUAAAUAGAUUUUAAGGAGAAAUUUUAGAUUCUAUGUGGUGCAGCUACUGAAUAUGACGUUACUGUGGUUGUAAAUAGUUGUUUUUUUUAUUUCUACUGACUGCACUUAUUUCCAAAAGUGGAACUCUGCUUGUGACCGCACUUAUUUUACCUGGUUUCACUGUAUUUUAUUGUACUUUAAGUAUCUGGCAGUUAAACUGUAAAAUUUCACCUUAAACGAGACGCAGACUCAAAUUUAUUUUGAACUUAGAUUGAGCAAAGGAACAAAUUCUGAAUGUACAAAAGUGAAUUAGUGUGAAAAUCAGCUUCAGAUGACUGUUUAAAGAUGAAGUUGUCUUUUUCUCUUAGUGUUGAUCACUGUGGUUCAGUAUGUAAAUCUGCCUUUUCGGCCUGUUGGUGGCGCUGUUUUGAGGCUGAGCUUUUACAGUAUUUAGCAUUUUGUCAGCUAUUUUUAGUUUCAGCUAAAGUGAAUGUUUAUGAUCCAUUAAACUACAUAAAAA